Molecule: messenger RNA, 909 nt
Organism: Phytophthora infestans T30-4
Lineage: Eukaryota; Oomycota; Peronosporomycetes; Peronosporales; Peronosporaceae
Product: tricarboxylate transporter, putative
Exons: 4
Coding region: 1-909 (302 amino acids)
Biological process (GO): mitochondrial citrate transmembrane transport
Source: RefSeq, a predicted model, not a curated record
AUGGUGACUAAGUCCAAGAAUCCCAUGGUGGCCACGACGGCGGGUGCCAUUGCCGGCGGUAUCGAGAUCCUCACCAUUUGGCCCAUGGAGAUGAUCAAAACCAACCUGCAACUGGGUACUAUGCGCGCCCAGUACACAGGAAUGAUCGGGGGCUUCCGCUACCACGUGCAGACCGACGGCGUCGGAUCACUAUACAGAGGACUGGCACCCGUGCUUUUAGGCUCAAUCCCAAAGGCUGGCAUUCGAUUCGGAGUCUUCGACUACAUCAAGCAGAGGCUGGCAGAUGAGAACGGCAAGACGUCAGCCAUGCGUAAUCUCGCAGCGGGUAUGAUAGCCGGCUCCAUUGAGGCCACGCUCGCUACAACACCGAUUGAGACGCUCAAGACCAAAUUGAUCGGUGCCAAUGCCGGUAUGUGGGAAGGAACGAGGAUGAUCCUCGCAAAAGAGGGUAUCAGCGGUAUUUAUCAAGGUCUCUGGGCUACGAUUUUGAAGCAGUCUACGAAUCAAGGUCUGCGCUUCAUGUGGUUCAGCGAGUUUCAGAAGCGUGUGAGCCCCGAGUUUCUGGAGCGCCACGGCAUCAUUACUGACGCCCAGAACAUGACUGGUAGUCAGCGUGCGUCUCUGAGUCUUGUCGGCGGCAUGACUGCCGGCAUCUUCAGCGUCUUCGGCAACAAUCGUACGUUCUGGCGGUCUCCGUUCGACGUGGUGAAGACGCGAAUGCAGGGACUGGAGGCGCAGAAGUACAAAAGUACAUUGGACUGCUUCCGCCAGAUGCUUUUCCACGAAGGUGUGGGGUCAUUUUAUGCCGGUGUGGUGCCGCGGCUAGGCCGCGUAAUUCCUGGCCAGGGUGUCAUUUUCAUGUCGUACGACAGCAUCUCAAUGGCCGUGGCCCGGUACAUCGAGGGCUAA